AUGGCGAUUCCGUCUACCUUUGAUGCCGUAAAGGCACAUCUUGCCGAUGUUCAGACAGAUCCCUCUACAUCACUUGACAUCUCCCUUAUCGAACGACUCAAACUGCAACUAGUUGAAAACACCGCUCCGACUGUCCCCGCGACACUCUUAUCGCAGAUAUCAGCCCUCUUGCCUAUCCUCCAGGAAGAUCCCACUCCACUCACUACACUUGCAACCAAAGCAACUAGCUAUUUUAGUUUUACUGAAAUCCGCUCGAUCGACCCUCCCAUCGAUAUCGUCGCUGGUUUUAAGGCCCCAUCUCCUCCCAUCAACCUUCUCGCUCUCUCUUUGCUGGCCAAAGCAGGGCAGGCACCUGGUGAUGCUGCCAUAGUAGCAGGAGACUCUGGCUUGAUCGCAUCCCUUGUGGAACUAUGGUUGUCAACUUCGUCUACUGGAGUCGCACAGGCAGCGCUCGACACCCUGUGGGCUCUCUUGGAGGUUGACUUAGCUAGCCACCUUGAGAAUGAAGAAGACCUUGCUAGUGAUGAAGGACAUACGGGCCAGGGCCUCAUGUGGAGAAGGGUUUUCACGGAUAAGGAUGUUUAUGGUCUUUUCUUUGGCUUGUGCAGCCUUCAAGUCGGUGCGCCAGGAGAACUGUCCAAGCGCGAGCGAACUAUAGCCCAGGGCAGAUUGAUGGGGUUCUUGGUCAAGGCUGGCCGCUUACGCUGGGACAUCAUCUCAAAGCCUCAGGUUCCAGAGGUAGAGAACCAGUACCAAAGCAGCAGUCUUCUUCAUUUUGCGGCGUGUCAAAUGGUGGACGUGGGCGAUGUCUUGAUGCAUAUGACACUCUUGAGCUUUUACCGGGAACUUCUAGAAAUUGAUGCCCCUGGUCUUGCUGCUCGGAGCUGUGUUCAGUCCGCAUCGACUUUUUCGUCCCCAGCAUUGGACUUUUUGAUCGCGGAGAAGCUUCACCCCAAGGUACUGGAAUAUUAUUUGGAUGAUUCUAAGCUUGAUCCCGUCGACCUUAUCUACCUGCCGGGUCCUAUUAUGGCUUAUGUCACAAGAUAUGCUGAGUCUUACCCCAAUCAUCUCCUAGGAAACCCUUGGACUGUCCUUGAUGGCAUAAUUUCGCGCAUUGGCCGGGCACUGGCCAUUCCCUCUGUUCAGUGGGCACACGGGGAAGUACCCACGGGACAUUUAGCCAUCCUUGCUUCGCUUCCUCGAGUGUUACUUGUUGAAGCCGGCAAGCACGGUGCAAACCCUAUGUUGGCUAUCCCUACUAGCCCAACGAAUGGAGAGGCUCUUGAUACUCUGGGGAAGAUCUUCCGUGGGCCAGUACAUACAGCGGUGUCUGAUUCUAUGGAUCUCAAUACGUCUGGCCAGACACCCACGGACUGGGACCACGAAGCCGCUGCGGCACGCAUGCUCUACUUUCUUUAUCUCAAUGAACAUCCCAAUUUCUGGAACGACAUUGUUGCCGCGGCCGAUAUUCUCGUGAUGAAGGAUGUUGCGUUGUCUGCCAUCUCUUUUAUGAGAGCCAUUGUGUCGGCUAACUGGCAGCCAUUGCUCCCGGCCUCCCAUGUUUCUGGCCACUCAUCUCGAUUCCAACUGCCAUCUGAAGAGGGACUGGGACAAUUGUCUCCAGGCUCUAGUGGUCUGCUUCCUUUGUCUGGGCCAUGGGCUAUUCUUACUCCGCCUGCACUCACCACUCUCCUUCCGUAUCUCUUUAAACCACCGCGGUCCUAUGGUGAAUUCGUGGGCGGUGGUGCUGGUGAUUCCCAAAAUGCCGUCUGGAAAGUGGCCACUGCCAAGCAUGAUGUUCUGGUCGCACUCUACCGCGCACUUCAGGAAAGCGGAGGACAAAUGGAAGGAUUCGAGGAUAUUCUGCGAACACUGCGACAGCGAGUGAACGAGGGUCCCUCAGGGCCGGUUCAGCAGACCUUUGCCCAGGUGGAGACAGCUGGUCGAUAA
This is a messenger RNA of Penicillium odoratum, 1950 nucleotides long. RefSeq lists its product as uncharacterized. The transcript has a single exon. Lineage: Eukaryota; Fungi; Ascomycota; Eurotiomycetes; Eurotiales; Aspergillaceae. The record is from RefSeq and is a predicted model, not a curated record. The coding region runs from base 1 to 1950 and encodes 649 amino acids.